AUGUUCAAUAACGGUCAUCCCCAGCAAUGGAACUACUAUCGUCCCUACCCAAAGCCGAGGAAGCGAGCAGAAGAAGGGCAUCCUCACCUUUUCCAAGACGCUCACCAGCGAGGCCAUAUCGCCCCUUCGCCGGAGUUUCCAACCGAUCCCCUGCCCUCUACGGAUGCCCCUGCGUCUCCUUCCAAUGUCCCACCAUCUACUUCGCGCGGAGAGUUCAACAUCGGUGACGCUCCCACUCGCCCAUCCAAUUACGCGUUUAUCCCGCACAGGAGGCCCUACACUGAUCCUCCCUCUCCGCCGACCGACAGACCGUUCUCUCCUCUGCCAAAGAACUUUUUCAACGAAUCGCCCGCGCCUUCGCCAGGCACUCCUUUGAAUCUUCCGAAGAAAAGGCCUUUGUUUUCAUCCCCGCCUGUCGCGCCUUCCCCUUUGCAUUACACCCCUCAAGCUCCCAAGCAGACACCCAUCGCCGCGGAUCCGCUUCCAGGAAAUAUUCAUCCUACGACAGGACCGCAACGCGUCCACGUGCGAGGGCAGCGUGCGCGGCCCUUGCAGCGAGGUUACGUGCGCCACCCUCCCCUAGAAGUCAUCCAGGCCGAAGCGCACGCCAACGUCAGCGCGCUGCUCGCUGCGAACCCUCUCGCACAGAAGGUGAUGGACGAGGGUCCCCUGGACAACGAAGACUGCAUGCUGCUCAAACAGUUCUCUCGCCUUGUCGUUCAGAAAGUGAUCCGCUCCGGCAUCGACGCCACACGUGAUGCAGUCCAGCGCGCAGCAGUGGAGAUGCCGCAACGCAUCAAGGAGAUAGAGGAGCACGAUAAGAAGGCGAAGGAGCUCUGGGAGGAGGAGGAACGUCGUGUCGAGGCGGAGCGCCUAGCCGACCAACGCCGCGUAGAGCAGAUGCAGCAGCAUGCCGAGCAGCUGCGCAUGCAACGCGAACAGGUGGAGCAGGCUCAUCGACUUGACGAGCUUAACCGCCUCCAUAAAGCGUGGAUGGGAAGGCGAUGGCGAGCGGAGCGUGAAGAGUCCAGGCGGAAGGCAGAGGAGCUCCGGAAGCGUGAACGCCUGGAGCGUGAGCGCAGGUGCCGCGAGGAAGCGGAGGCGCGGUUGCAGCAGGAAGAGGAGGCUAGAAGGAGGCAGGAAGAGGCGCGUAGACAGCAGGAGGCAACACGCCGGCGACAGGAGGAGGCAGCUCGCCAGCGACAAGAGGAGGCCCUCCGGGAGGCUCAGGCGGCGGAGGCAGUGUUCAUAUCACACGCCUUCGAAAGUUACGACUAUCGCUGGUCUGCGCUGAGGCAACCGAACUUCAAAUUCGACGGUCCCGUUCGUUUCUUCGACAUGCCUUGGCCAGUCUUUAUAGGCAUCACUGCUCCCGAGGAUAUCACCGAGGACUGCGUCCGAGACUUCUUGUUUCAUCCUCAGCGCCUGCCAGGCAAGACUCGGAGGGAAGUUCUCAAAGGUGAUAUCCUGAAGUGGCAUCCAGACAAAUUCAAAGUACAACUACCGAAGGUCCACGAAGCGGAUAGGAGUAAUGUCGCUAAGGCGGCUGGCAUUGUCGCCCGUAUACUAAUCAAGAUCAAGGAGGAGGAGGAUAAUAAUGUGUGA
Molecule: messenger RNA, 1605 nt
Organism: Sparassis crispa
Lineage: Eukaryota; Fungi; Basidiomycota; Agaricomycetes; Polyporales; Sparassidaceae
Exons: 1
Coding region: 1-1605 (534 amino acids)
Biological process (GO): canonical NF-kappaB signal transduction
Source: RefSeq, a predicted model, not a curated record